UGCAGUCAUGUGUGAGGAGAGGGUGAGAGAACACUCUAACAGGACCUGAGGGCUUCAGCUCUAGGAGACACUGGAGAGAGAACUUUAGAACUUUGUAAUGAAUGAAUAGCCCCCAAAGGAAGACCCCUAAUUUUAUCUGCUCUAUUUCUACCAUUGAGUGCCUGUUUAUUAAACAAUGUGUCCUGCUUUAUAUCUGUCCACCUGUCAGCCAUCAAGUUGCAUACACUACUUACUAUGACACCAUCCUGACUUCCCUGGUCAGACGACCUCACCAAUGUGUCUCAAAAGUCUCACCUCUCCAGAGCUCUACCUCACUAAGGAGAGACAGAAACAGGCUGGAGGGGAUAGAUCAACCUACCUACAUCCAUGUCCAGCAGAGAAGCAAUUAUAGAAACCAGACUUUCCACCUUCUAAACCCCAUAAAGAACUUUGGUCCAUCCUCCCAGAGAAGGAUCAAGAUUAGAGAAGCUUCAUGGCACACAGAACUCUGGUAGUGGGAACUGUACCCCUGUUAUUUUUCAUUCUUGUUAAGCAUUAUUAGAUCACUAAUAAAAUUAAAAAAAAAAAAAGAAUGAAAGGCACUGCAAAAACUGUCAAAUAACAGGUGUUGCACAAGAGAAGGAAGUGCUGUAAUGCUCAGUACAAGUUCCUUCCACCUACCUUCCAGUGACCAUUUCUGGUCAGAGAGAGAACUCUUACUCUAAACAACUCCAUUUCCCCAUUUCCAUUCAACCUCUGGUGUGAAGAGCUUGUAUUUGAAACAUAGAAGCAGGAUCGACUCCACUGCAAUAAGUUGAAAGAUGGCAAGAGUAAAGUGCAAAGAUCUCACUCGCUUAGAGCUGAUGCUCAUCUUUCUUGUGAUUGUGCUGUUUGUCAUCAUGAUUCCUCUGUUUGUGCUCUCAGCAAUGGAGUCCUCGCAGUCACAAGAUCCUGGGCCUCCUGAUGCUGCAGCAUGUCCGGCGGUCAAUGAGUCGGAGAGGGUCAACUGCAUUCCUGACCAGACGGCAACCAAGAUCUUAUGUGGGCAGCGUGGCUGCUGCUGGCAGCCUCAGGGGCCCAUCAAUGCACCCUGGUGCUACUACUCCAGGAAUCAUGGCUAUGCAAGGCAGGGAAGCCUUUCAAACACAAAAGCAGGUUUCACAGCACAACUGAGAAGCUUGUCAUCGUCCUCUCCAUUUGGAAAUAAUGUAGAAAAUGUCCUUCUCACAGCAGAAUACCAGACAUCCAACCGAUUCCACUUCAAGUUAACUGACCGAAACCAAAACAGAUUUGAAGUUCCUCACGAGCAGGUGAAACCCUUCACAGGAAGUGCUGCUUCUAAUUUGAACUACACUGUUGAGGUCUCACAAACACCUUUUAGCAUCAAAGUGGUCAGGAAAAGCAACCGACGUACUCUGAUUGACUCCAGCAUCGGGCCUCUCCAGUUCAGUGAUCAGUUCCUACAGUUCUCCAUCCGCCUGCCUAGUGCUAACGUGUAUGGGUUAGGAGAACAUGUGCACCAGCAGUACCGCCUUGACAUGAACUGGAAGACCUGGUCCCUAUUUGCCAGGGACACAACUCCCAAUGCUGAUGGAACUAACCUGUAUGGCACACAGACAUUCUUCCUGUGCCUAGAAGAUGCUAGUGGAUUGUCUUUUGGAGUGUUUUUGAUGAACAGCAAUGCCAUGGAGAUAACCCUCCAGCCCACCCCAGCCAUCACAUACCGCAUCAUCGGGGGCAUUUUUGACUUCUAUGUGUUCUUGGGAGAAAACCCAGAGCAAGUUGUUCAAGAAUAUUUGGAGCUCAUUGGGCGGCCAUUCCUACCUGCAUACUGGGCACUUGGAUUUCAGCUCAGUCGUUACGAUUAUGAAACCCUGGAUAACAUGAAAGCAGUUGUGAACAGAAACCGGGCAGCACAGAUUCCUUGUGAUGUCCAGCAUGCUGAUAUUGAUUACAUGGACGGGAGGAAGGACUUCACUUAUAAUCCAGUAGCAUACAGGGGCUUCCCAGAUUUUGCCAAGGAGUUGCACAACAAUGGGCAGAAACUGGUGAUCAUCUUGGAUCCAGCCAUCUCCAACAAUUCUUCUGCAAGUAAUCCCUAUGGCCCUUAUGACCGGGGUUCCAGGCUGAAAGUGUGGGUGAAUGCUUCUGAUGGAAUGACUCCACUCAUUGGAGAGGUCUGGCCUGGGAGAACAGUAUUUCCUGAUUAUACCAACCCCCAGUGCACCACCUGGUGGACAGACGAAUGUCAACGUUUUCAUAAUCAAGUGCAGUAUGACGGAAUAUGGAUUGAUAUGAAUGAAGUCUCCAAUUUUGUUGAUGGUUCCCUUACAGGAUGUUCUACAGACAAUCUGAACUAUCCACCAUUCACUCCCAGAGUGCUGGAUGGGUACCUAUUCAGCAAGACUCUGUGUCUGGAUGCAGUGCAGACCUGGGGCAAGCAGUAUGAUGUCCACAAUCUCUAUGGCUACUCCAUGGCCAUCUCCACAGCAGAAGCUGUCAAGACUGUGUUCCAGAAUAAUAGGAGCUUUAUUAUAACCCGUUCUACCUUUGCUGGAUCUGGCAAGUUUGCAGCCCAUUGGCUAGGAGACAAUGCUGCCACCUGGAAUGACCUUAAGUGGUCCAUCCCUGGCAUGCUGGAGUUCAAUCUUUUUGGUAUCCCAUUGGUGGGUGCUGACAUAUGUGGCUUUGCAUUGGACACAACUGAAGAGCUCUGCAGACGGUGGAUGCAGUUGGGUGCAUUUUAUCCAUUUUCCAGGAAUCACAAUGGCCAGGGUUUCAAGGACCAGGAUCCUGCUUCCUUUGGACCCGACUCUCUGCUGGUGAAUUCCUCCAGGCAUUACCUCAGCAUCCGCUAUUCCCUGUUGCCUUACCUCUACACCCUCUUCUAUCGUGCUCACACCCGGGGGGACACGGUGGCCAGGCCUCUUAUGCAUGAGUUCUAUAAGGACAGUAACACCUGGGAUGUGGACCAGCAGUUUCUGUGGGGACCCGGUCUGCUCAUCACUCCAGUUCUGCAACAGGGUGCAGAGAAAGUGACAGCUUACAUGCCUGAUGCCGUCUGGUAUGAUUUGGAGACUGGAGCCAAAAUGAACUGGAGGGGUAAUAAAGUGGAGUUGCAACUUCCCAAAGACAAGAUUGGACUUCACUUUCGAGGAGGCUACAUCUUCCCCAUCCAAGAGCCAGCUAUGACCACUGUGGCCAGUCGACGGAACCCUCUUGGUCUCAUCAUUGCCUUAGAUGACAAUAAAGAAGCAAAAGGCGAACUUUUUUGGGAUGAUGGGGAGACAAGAGAUACCGUGGCUAAUCAAAACUAUCUGUUGUGUGAGUUUUCUGCCACUCAAAACAGCUUGAAUGUAAGGAAUUUGCAGUCAACCUACAAAGACCCCAAUAACCUCAUAUUUAAGGAUAUUGCAAUCUAUGGGACCCAGGAACCAAAGGAUAUUGUAGUGAAACAAAAUGGCGUCACAAUUCAAAUGUCUCCUCAAGUCAACUAUGAUCCUAAACUACAGGUUGCCCAUAUCACAGAACUUAAUCUUGUCUUGGGAGAAGAAUACACAAUGGAGUGGAAGCUGGUAAUGAGAGAUGAAGAAAAAAUAGACUGUUAUCCUGACCAAGAUGGUGCCAAUGAAGCAAAGUGCCUUGCACGUGGCUGUGCCUGGGAGGUGUCUACCAUUGAUAGAGUUCCCCAUUGCUACUUUGUGAAAGAUCUAUACUCUGUCAGUGAUAUUCAGUACAACUCAAAUGGGGCCUCAGCUGUCAUCUCCUUAUCAUCUUCCCUUUAUGCCAAUGCUUUCCCCUCCACGCCAGUGAACCCUCUUCGCCUGGAUGUGAUCUAUCAUAAGAAUGACAUGCUCCAGUUUAAGAUUUAUGACCCCAACAGCAAACGGUAUGAAGUCCCAAUCCCUCUCAAUUUACCCAGAGUCCCAUCUAGCACCUCUAAUGGCAGACUCUAUGAUGUCCAAAUUGUGAAGAAUCCAUUUGGAAUUCAAAUUAUCCGUAGAAGUACUGGCACUAUAAUCUGGAACUCUCAGGUCCUUGGAUUCACCUUCAACGACAUGUUUAUCCGCAUCUCAACCCGCCUUCCCUCCCAGUACCUCUAUGGCUUUGGGGAAAAUGAACACACAGCUUUCCGGAGAAACUUGAACUGGCACACUUGGGGGAUGUUUUCCCGAGAUCAACCCCCUGGGUUCAAAAAGAAUUCCUAUGGAGUUCACCCUUACUACAUGGCACUAGAGGAAGAUGGCAGUGCCCAUGGAGUUCUCCUGCUAAACAGCAAUGCCAUGGAUGUGACAUUCCAGCCCACACCUGCUUUGACAUAUCGCACCAUAGGAGGAAUUCUGGACUUUUAUGUGGUCUUGGGGCCAACUCCAGAGCUUGUCACUAAGCAAUACACUGAGGUGAUUGGUCGGCCAGUGAUGGUUCCUUACUGGUCCUUGGGGUUCCAGUUGUGCCGCUAUGGAUACAAAAACAGCGCUGAGAUUAAACAACUGUAUGAAGACAUGGUGGAUGCCCGUAUCCCCUAUGAUGUGCAGUACUCAGACAUUGACUACAUGGAAAGGCAGCUGGACUUCACCCUCAGCCCCAAUUUUGCCGGAUUUCCAGGCCUGAUUAAUGAGCUGAAGGAACAAGGGAUGCGAGUCAUUCUCAUUCUGGACCCUGCCAUUUCAGGCAAUGAGACAAAGCCCUACCCUGCCUUCACUCGUGGUGUGCAGGAUGAUGUCUUCAUCAAAGACCCCGAUGGCGGCAACAUUAUCUGGGGGAAGGUCUGGCCUGACUUACCUGAUGUUGUUAUAAACAGUUCUCUAGACUGGGAAACUCAAGUGGAGCUAUACCGAGCUUAUGCAGCCUUCCCAGACUUUUUCCGUAGUUCAACUAUCGCAUGGUGGAAGAGAGAGCUGAAAGAGCUACACAACAAUACACAGAACCCAGCCAAGAGCUUGAGCUAUGAUGGCAUGUGGAUUGACAUGAAUGAACCUGCAAGCUUUGUGAAUGGAGCAGUCCCUCCUGGCUGCAAGAACACCAUUCUGAACCACCCUCCCUACAUGCCUCAUCUGGAAUCCAGAGACAGGGGUUUAAGUAGCAAGACCAUAUGCAUGGAAGGACAGCAGAUCCUGCCAGAUGGCACUCUGUUGAGACACUAUGAUGUGCACAGCCUGUAUGGUUGGUCCCAGACCAGACCCACAUAUGAAGCUGUUCAGGAAGUGACAGGAGAGCGAGGAAUUGUCAUCACCCGUUCCACGUUCCCUUCUUCUGGACGCUGGGGAGGACACUGGCUGGGAGAUAACACAUCUGGGUGGGACCAGCUGAAGAAAUCGAUCAUUGGCAUGAUGGAGUUCAGCCUCUUUGGUGUGUCUUAUACGGGAGCAGAUAUUUGUGGGUUCUUUAAUGAUGCUGAAUAUGAAAUGUGUGCUCGGUGGAUGCAGCUGGGGGCCUUUUACCCCUUCUCCAGGAACCACAACACCAUUGGGACCAGGAGACAAGACCCUGUGUCCUGGGAUGAUGCCUUCAAAAACAUUUCCAGAAGUGUCCUGGAGACCAGAUACACCUUGUUACCAUAUCUUUACACCCUGAUGCACCAGGCCCACACCGAGGGCAUCACUGUUGUGCGACCUCUUCUCCAGGAGUUUGUGUCAGACCGGGUGACCUGGGACAUUGACAGUCAGUUCCUGCUGGGUCCAGCCUUCCUGGUCAGCCCCGUUUUGGAGGCUGGUGCCAGAAAUGUGUCUGCCUAUUUCCCUAGAGCCCGCUGGUAUGACUACUAUACGGGUGUGGACACUGGCAAAAGAGGAGAGUGGGUCACUUUGGAUGCCCCUCUGGAACACAUCAACCUUCACGUUCGCGGGGGAUACAUCCUGCCCUGGCAAGAACCUGAACAGAACACCUUCUUAAGCCGUCAGAAUUACAUGGGCUAUAAAGUUGCCUUGGAUGAUGAUGGGACAGCUCAAGGGUGGCUCUUCUGGGAUGAUGGGAAAAGCAUCGAUACUUAUGAAAAUGGACUCUAUUUCCUGGCCAAACUCAAUGUCAGCAAGAACACACUGGAGAAUCACAUCAUUUUCGAUGGAUAUUUCAGUCGUGGAAACUCUGUGCUCUUGAGUUCCAUUGAAAUCUGGGGAGUGGCCAGUAUCUCUACUCCCAUUGUCAACAUGACUGUGCUCAGCAGGGUCAUCACACCCAAAGUCAGCUACACUGCUACAUCUCAGGUGUUAAAGAUCAAUGUGGUCACUGAAAUGGUCAGCAUACGAAACUUUAAAUCACUGACAUGGACAAACAACCCAUGAACUGCUAGAGCAAGACCAUGAUGCUGCUUUGAAAUUCCGUCUCCUUCAUGCUUAUAAAAUGAACCUGUGUUGCUGCUUGAUGAGUGAACGCCCAGUCUGAGGAAAUGUCCUAUAAGUUUUGCUGUGUGUUUAGUCUCUGUCUUAGCCCUGUAGGUUAGGAAGCAGGGGGGUGUGGAAAAAAUCUUUGUGUUACCUCAAGAGUUUCUGUGUGGCUAGUAUGGUAUCAAUGGGUCACAUCACAUCUACCGAAGAAGCACUAAGGAUGGUAUUUGGGAGACUGUGUAAUUAGGAUAAAGGACUCCUCUUUUGCUAAAUGCACAAGAAAAAUCUCCUUGUACAAUGCUAGGCUCUAGAAUUCCUUAGGGUCCAGGCUGUGGCACACUAGGGUAAGCACUCACAAUACAGUGCACAAGGACUCAGGUUCAAGUCCUUGGUCCCCAACUGGUACGGGGAAGCUUUACAAAUGGUAAAGCAGGGCUGCAGGUGUCUCUCUGUCUUCCUCCCUCUCUAUCUGUCCCUUCCAUUUCAAUUUAUUUCUGUCUCUAUCUAGUAAUAAAUAAUUUUUUUAAAAAUAGAGUUCAUGAAUAUCUCACAAGACUCUCUAGGAAGAAUGCACUAUUAAAUUGUUGGGACCGGAAGAAAAUAGGCUGGAUAUGUGGAAUUAGGGGGAAAAUAAAGAAAGGAAGAUUUAUGAGAAAGAAUGAUGAUAAAAAUAAGCGUGACAAGGAGGAAGGUGACAGAGAAAUAUUAAGAGUGGCCACUUCAUGGAGAGGAGAAGGGAGGAGCCAACUCACUUGAAAGCCUGAGGAAAGGUUAGGGAAAGUCUUAUCAUAUGGAAAAGGGAAUGAGGGUGAGAUUUAAACAGAUAGGACUGAAAGAAGUUUGGAUGGGAAAAAUAGCCUAGGUUUGCAGAGAGAGGCUUGAAAUGUGUAAACUUGUGUUUCUCUGUUCAGUGCCUAAUAUGCUUUCCCCACAGUCCACAGAAAUGCAUGUGCCUUCGACACGGGAGAAAAAUAAAUACAUAAAACUCACAA
Molecule: messenger RNA, 7294 nt
Organism: Erinaceus europaeus (western European hedgehog)
Lineage: Eukaryota; Metazoa; Chordata; Mammalia; Eulipotyphla; Erinaceidae
Gene: MGAM
Product: maltase-glucoamylase
Exons: 49
Coding region: 801-6260 (1819 amino acids)
Biological process (GO): carbohydrate metabolic process
Molecular function (GO): carbohydrate binding; alpha-1,4-glucosidase activity
Source: RefSeq, a predicted model, not a curated record